Messenger RNA from Mercurialis annua (annual mercury), 1727 nucleotides. Its product is annotated as amino acid transporter ANT1. Gene Ontology annotation, biological process: amino acid transmembrane transport. Gene Ontology annotation, molecular function: amino acid transmembrane transporter activity. The record is from RefSeq and is a predicted model, not a curated record. Gene Ontology annotation, cellular component: vacuolar membrane. NCBI's taxonomy places the organism in Eukaryota, Viridiplantae, Streptophyta, Magnoliopsida, Malpighiales, Euphorbiaceae. The transcript is spliced from 3 exons. The coding region runs from base 242 to 1531 and encodes 429 amino acids.
AACUGACAAAACAUGUUAAACAAAAGCUGUUAUGAUGUUCUGUUCUGUCAACACGAGCUGUUAUUCCCUAAAUAAUAAAAAAGUAAAUUUAUCAUGUUACAUCUUCCACAAAAUUCGCCAUUUUUCUGAUAAACAAUCCAAAACCCACCGCAUCAGAUAUUAACAACAAAACCCAAAACAAAAAAACUACAGUUCUGUAAACAUUCAAGGAAGAAGAAGAAGAUUGAAUUAUCAAAGAGAGAUGGGCAGUGAGUUUAAAGAUCUUACAGUUCCUUUUCUGGAAGAAUCUUGUGCAAGAACAAGACCAGGGACAGCUUCUUCAAUCCAAACUCUGGGGAAUAUUGUUGUUUCAAUUGUCGGAACUGGGCUUUUAGGUCUUCCUUUUGCCUUCAAAAUUGCUGGUUGGUUUGCUGGUUCUAUUGGUGUUUUGGUCACUGGAAUUUCCACCUAUUAUUGCAUGCUUUUACUGAUUCAAUGCAGAGAUAAGCAGGCAACCGAAGAAUUAACAGCAGAAACGAAAACAUAUGGUGAUUUGGGUUACAGAUGUUUGGGAAAUCCAGGCCGUUACUUAACAGAAUUUCUUAUUUUUAUAUCUCAAUGUGGAGGAUCAGUAGCUUACUUAGUUUUUAUAGGCCAAAACCUUUCAUCAAUAUGCAAAAGCCAAGGCUAUGAUGACAUUAGUGUUUCGCUCUUUAUAUUCAUGUUAGUCCCGGUUGAAAUUGCUCUUUCUUGGAUCCAUUCUUUGUCUGCGUUAGCGCCUUUUAGUAUUUUCGCGGAUGUAUGCAAUGUGUUAGCAAUGGCUAUAGUGGUUAAAGAAGAUGUAGAAAAGGUGAUCAGUGGUGAAUUCAAGUUUAGUGAUAGAAUUGCGGUCACUUCUAGUAUUGGAGGGUUGCCAUUUGCUGCGGGAAUGGCGGUUUUUUGUUUUGAAGGAUUCGGAAUGACUUUGGCAUUAGAGUCGUCUAUGACAGAAAGGGGCAGAUUCCCUUGUUUAUUGGCCAAGGCAUUCACUGGAAUCACUCUUGUUUACGUUGUAUUUGGAUUUUCCGGUUAUAUGGCUUAUGGCGAUCAAACUCGAGAUAUUAUAACUCUCAAUUUACCGCAUAAUUGGUCUAGCCUUGCUGUUCAGAUUGGAUUGUGCUUGGGACUGAUGUUCACAUUUCCGAUCAUGGUGCACCCCAUCCAUGAAAUUGUCGAAGGGAAGCUUGAAACUAGUGGAUUGUGUCGAAAGGUUUAUGAUAACGAUGAUGGAAUCGCAGCAAAAGUUGGAAAAUUUGGAAUAUAUGUGAAUCGGGCGAUUUUGAUUAUUGUUUUGGCAUUAGUAGCGUCUUUUGUUCCCGGGUUCGGCGUAUUUGCUUCAUUCGUAGGAAGCACUGUAUGCGCAUUGAUCUCAUUUGUCUUGCCUGCUAUGUUUCACCUGAUAUUACUCGGUCCGUCGUUAAGUUUGUGGCAGAAAACCAUAGAUUAUUGCUUUUUCAUAUGUGGAUUGUUGUUUGCUGGUUAUGGCACUUAUAACACCAUUGUUGGUGUGUGAAACAGUUUUGUCCUUGCAUGGAAGAAGCAAGACUUUAAUUAGGAAGAAAUACAUUGUUAAAAAUAGAUAGAACUAAGAUCUUAUAGCUGGGUAGUGAAAAUGUAUCUCUAGGCUUUGUAGUAGCCACAAUUCAAUCAAAUUGUUAAUUGUGGACUUGUAGUUUAUAUAGUUAAGUUAAUUUCUUUUUUUCUUUAAA